AGCUCAACAAAAAUCCAGUGGAAGGCUUUUCAGCGGGCUUAAUAGAUGACAAUGAUCUUUAUCGAUGGGAAGUCCUUAUUAUUGGUCCUCCAGAUACACUAUAUGAAGGUGGUGUUUUCAAGGCUCAUCUUACUUUUCCAAAAGACUAUCCACUGAGGCCGCCAAAAAUGAAAUUCAUCACAGAAAUCUGGCAUCCGAAUGUUGACAAGAAUGGCGAUGUCUGCAUUUCAAUUCUUCAUGAGCCUGGAGAAGACAAAUAUGGCUAUGAAAAACCUGAGGAACGCUGGCUUCCCAUUCACACAGUGGAAACUAUAAUGAUUAGUGUUAUUUCUAUGCUGGCAGAUCCCAAUGGUGAUUCUCCUGCUAAUGUUGAUGCAGCGGUCUCCAAUUGAGAAACAUGGCACUGUUUUUCUUUUCCUGCACUCUACCCAACUAUUGCUGGACUUCUGUUGUUACAAGUUGGCAAACACUGGCUGGAACUGGGCUGCAAUAAAACAUGCCAGUUAUCAAUGCUGACAAGAGCCUAACGAGUGCCAACACAAGAUGAUUACGCAUUUUGAAAUCUAAUGAACUGCUUUAACCUUCAGGAAGAAUUGUAAAGAUGUGUACAUAGCACAACAUGAUCCGGAUAAUAUAUAUACUGUUCAUGUACAUCCACAAAUACACAUUGUACCAAAUAAUGCUGUCUGUAGUUAGGAGUAGAAUCGUGUAAAUUCUAAAGAUUUUAGCAGGUUUUUCUCUCCCUAUUCAUUGUUUCCUAUCGGUUAAAACAAACAAACAGAACCCCACAGAAACAAACCAACAACUUGUGAAGCAUGUCAAACUAAAACCAAUUAGGAUAAAGUUGUUUUUCCCCCCCCCACCUCCACUUUUAAUCUUCCUUUGACCCACUGAGGCUUAAUUAAAAUCUCUUGCUUAUUAAAGUUUAGUAUUUUUUGGUUUUUUGGAAAUGUGCUCCCUUUUAUUUCCCUCAUCAGAACUUAAAAUUUUCCUAAUUAAACCCUGAAAGGAUUUGCUUUCAAUUCCUUGUGUCUUCUUUUAUGAUGACCUUUGUAGUCUCAAAGGUGCUUCCCCCUCCCCCCUUUCUUCCCACCCCUUUUUUUAACCCAAUUGCACAUAUUCUUGAAUUGGGUAUAGCAAUAAAACUGGCCAUGGAGCACCCUUGAGCAGCCUGCUGGAUUUUGAACUUCCAAGGGACUUGAGUGCUUUAAUUUGGAAGUUCAGUUGACUAAGUUAGUCCAAGAUAGGAAUGAGCUGCUUUUAUGGGUGAUUUCAUUUUAUUUUUUUUUGCCUUUUUCAUUGCCUGUUUGUGGGGUGGGGUGUGUGUGGGGGAGGCUUGUUUUUUCUCAAGGUUGAGUUCAAGCAUGCACAUUGUAGGCUUUCAAAUAACUAACUUCUGGGUUUGUUAUCAAAAAUAGUUUCCCUCCUUUUCCCUUUUCUCUCUUCUGUGGCCCUUCAUAUUCUUUGCCUUCUACUUCAGAAUUUUCCUCACCUAAUGUACAAAGAAAAUUGCGAUGUAUAUUUUCAUGUAAUUUGAUUUUUUUGGAAUUCUGUCACCUUCUGUAGUGAGUUCUUCCAAAAUAUAAUUUUUUCCAAUAA
This is a messenger RNA of Balearica regulorum gibbericeps (East African grey crowned-crane), 1599 nucleotides long. Lineage: Eukaryota; Metazoa; Chordata; Aves; Gruiformes; Gruidae. The record is from RefSeq and is a predicted model, not a curated record.